GGACACGGUAGGAGGAGCCACCGUGUCGUCGUCGUUGGCGCCAGGUAAACGGCGAUCCUGGGCCCGGCCGUGGCACUCGGUCGCUUAGUAUCGCGCCGACUCUCGAGUAAAUAUCUUCUUGUUCCUUUUUUUUUUCGGGAUCCCUUUCUCUCCCUCUCGCCGUUCUCCGGACCGCACUCGCGGACUUUCGUCAUCGCACACACGCUUUCGCUUCCCGCACGUAGGUCCCGGAUUCGAAACAAACGGAGACCUAUGUGGAUCUCGCGAGCGAGGCGUCGAUCGCCCACGAUCGAUCAUUCCUGAAGUGACGAUCUCUUUUUCGGAGUUUUCGGAGUCGACCGGUUCUAUUUUCGCCUUUGACGCUCGAAGGUGCGGGAGGAGACGCGCAGAUGGAGACGAAAACGGAGCCGCUGACGCCGCCGCAGACGCCGCCGACGAUCGACAGAUCGAUGCAUCAGCAUCAGCAUCAACAGCAACAGCAACAUCCGCAGCAACAUCCGCAGCAACAGCAUGUGGUUUUCUCAACCUCGAAAUGGGUCAAAUCGAACUUCCUCAACGGCAGAUAUAUCCAGCCGCAACACAUCCAGCCAACGCAUAGUGCCAGCAACUAUCAAGCAGCUCUCAUCGGUAAUUGGCUGAAGGAAACGUCGGCCCUGCUGACGUUUCGGGGUUGCUGCCCCCAGCGGCCUUAUCUCUGCUAUCAGGGUCAUCCGGGGGUAUUUCCGGUACCGCCGCCGCCGCAGCCGCCGUCGUUUCUCGCGCGAAGAUCGACGGGUCAGAGACCCAAGAAACAGUUCAUCUGCAAGUUCUGCAAUCGGCAGUUCACGAAGAGCUACAACCUGCUGAUUCACGAGAGGACGCACACCGACGAGCGACCGUACUCGUGCGACAUAUGCGGGAAAGCCUUCCGCAGGCAGGAUCAUCUGAGGGAUCAUCGAUAUAUACACAGUAAGGAGAAGCCGUUCAAAUGCAACGAGUGUGGUAAAGGAUUUUGCCAAAGCAGGACUCUAGCGGUUCAUAAAGUCAUGCACAUGGAGGAAUCGCCGCACAAGUGCACGAUAUGCGGCAAGAGCUUCAAUCAGAGGAGUAACCUAAAGUCGCAUCUCAUGACGCACGAGGUUCCGCAAGACCUCAGGAUCGAGACCUCGGCGUCGUCGGAUUCAAGGAUCAUGUCGUCAGAGGUCAGACAAAUGGCAGAGCGGGUGAGCGGUCUCCUGCCAAUACCGAAGAACAGUACGCACAAGCUCGGCUUCACUAUAGAGGACAUUAUGAGACGUUAGAGACUAUAGCUCUUUCUAAUUUUUAAUCUGCGUGCACUUUACCUCUGCGUUUGCUUUGUAUCACAUUUUCUUAUUUUUCGCGCGUUAAAAUCUAUUAUGUACUUUAUUAUUAUUGGAAUAAUAAUAAAGUGUAUAAUAGUUGGAAACUUUAUUAUUAUAAUAAUUGUAUAUAAUUUGUGCACUCUUCUAGCACCAACUGGAUUGGCUUCAAGAGUGCCGAGAGAAAUAAUCGGUAAUGAUUUUUCAUGUUUUACACGAUUCAAUAAGCGAAUUUAGUUAUAAUUUAGCUGCCUUUCUGUUGAUGCCCAUUCUUUUCUCUUUCCUUGGACCGCUCGUUAUUUUAACGAGCUCUUUCUAAAGUACGUGACGCUUUGCCUCAAAGAACCUACAAUGAAUAUAAAAAGAAUAUACUUUCUAAAUGCUGAACUAUUAUCGAAACUUUUUUCCUUUUUGAAUAAUUGUUAUAUUUCUAACAAUUAAAAAAUUUCUAUAAUUAAUUAUAUAUAUUUUCUUACAAGAAUUUCUAUAAUAAUUAUACUUUAUUUUAAACUGUUGGCCCGUCAAUUGCAAUCGUACUAAAUUUCGACAAUUAAUUGCGCGAAUUAAUUGCGCGAACUUUUUCGUAUUUAUAUUAUACAGUAAAUAAAAUUAUAAUUAUAUAAUAGUAUAAUUAUAAUUAUAUUUAUAGCAUUUAUUAUAUGUGCCAGUUCUUGAGGCAAAGUAUCGCAAGACUUUUCUUUAUACCUGCAUAUCAAACGCCACCAGUAUAGAGGAGAGUGCAUCAAUAUGAAAGUUGGCUCAAAAGUUGUAACUAAUUCGGAUCACUAUUUUGUAUUAAUUACACAAUUGUCAUAAUUAUGCAAAAUAAUCGCUAAUUUAUAUUUCAAUUCUGUAAGAAAGCUUACUUUUGGAAAUAUAAUAAUAGAAUCAUUUAGUUUUUCGAUUCAGCACUUUGUUUUUUCUACAAGUAUUAUUUCUUCUUUUUUUGUACAUGAGCAAACUGAAAAUACGUAGGCAAACUGCAUUUGUUGAUAGACCGACAUUCUUCGAAAUUAAUUCAAAAUGGAUGACACGCAACUACAACAUGACACUGUAAUUACAAAGAGCAAAAUUACAACUUUGAAGUUUAAACAAACACACAUUACAAUGAAAUAGCUAAUAUUAACGGCGUUAGUAAUGACACAAAACUAGCAACGAUAGGCUCUUGUUCGCAGUUUUAUGCAAUAGCACGGUACUUUAAACAGAGACGUUGCAGACUACUAUCAAAUACAAUUAAAAGAUAUUAACUUGAUAUAAUUUGCGUUUGCUCUUAGAGAGUCUGUUAUGUCUAGUCAGAAUUAAAAUUUUUCUAAAAUUAUCUUCCUCGCGUAUCUCGUUUCUCCCACAGAGUAGAUUACGUGAACAAGAUUGUUUCAAGAGAACUGUUGUUGCGCGUAUUAAUGUAAAUUUUCUAUUUUAAUACAUGCAAAAAAGAUUUUUGUUUUAUUAUGUGCACGCAGAUUUUCGUGUGUAUAUUCUUCUCUUUGUAAAUAUGCUUUGCAAAAAUAUUUAUAUUACAUCGUAAACGCAUAUGAGUAAUAUUAUAUUUAUAUUUUAAAUGUAUAAUUAAUAUUAUAUUUAUAUUACAUCGUAAAUAUUAUAAAUAUAAUUAAUUAUAUUUAUCUUGCAUAUUUAUAGCGAAUAUUUAUACUACGUUUAAGAGUAAGUCUUGUGCAUAUUCAUCGAAUCUUUUGAUUCUUAUAAGAGAAUUGUAUAUGCGUUUAUGUGCAUAAUGUUCCACGAAUAAUACCUUUUCGAAGAUGCGACAAAAUUCAGAGGCAAAAAAUUGCACCAUGAUAAGACACUUUGUCGUAAAACAACGAUGGUAUGUAAAUCUUUUGCGUCAACCCAUACAGCACACCUUUAUCCAAAGGAUAAGAGACGCACGGACGUCCUUCGAAUGUCGUACGGACGUCCUUUAGAAACGUCUGUGCCGUGUGGGAAGUGGAACGGUCUGUAUAUGUUUCUAGAUAUAACGUUAUAUUAUUAGAUGCUGUAAACUCAUAGUUCACACACGAAAACAGUAUUCACUGCACGUCGAGUCGAACUUUUACCGCGCGCAUUUCAAUUACUAUUUUCUCUGACUUACGAUGCUGCUGCUCUGCCGGUGCAUUUCACUUUUCCCAUUAGGUAUCAGUACCGCACAGAUCUCGCGUGUACGAUCGUUGUCAGUCGAGGAUACUCCGACGUUUGUCAACAUUAUUUAUUCUCGUCGUAUAUCGAGAGAAAUCUUGGAUUCCACUCUUUCCAUGCGCGCGAGCGCAACGGAGUCUCUUCUUUUUUUCUUCUUGUUCCUUGACGAUUCAAUACAACCAAAUGCACAAAAUCUCGAUUAAGAACCAUGAACUGCUCAAUCAGCAAAGAACGUUUUUUAAAUGUUUUUUUUUUUAAUAUUUAAAAAACAUUGUUUGCUGAUUGGGUGACAGAUGAGAAUAUGAUCGUUCGAAGUUGAACGCUCGACUUCUUAUUUAACGUAACUCACGUAUCUCUAUGUCACAACGUUCCGUAAAUCUUUCGUGUCAUACGUCUCGCUCUCAAGUAACGCACAAUAUCGCAGUCACAUCAAAUUGACGUAAAAAAAAUUCAGCGAAAUUUUCGUCAAAAUUUCAGUAAAAUGACAUCAUUUUGAUUUCACCGUGAAAAUCGAGUGUUUCUUGGACAUUUGAACGCAUGAUGCGUCGUGAAUGCAUGUUGGAUUAGAAACGAGGAAUAGUCGUGAAAAACGAUACAAAUUUAAUUACGCGUAAAUCACAGUGGUACCGCGCGCGAGAAGAUCGUCCGAAAGUUUCACCAGGUUUCAAAAGCGUACGGUAUCCAGUUCUUAAAGUGCAUUCACGAUUCGGCCACGAGGCGUCGAGAUAAUUAAUCGUUCCUCGACGAGACAAGGAUCUGUGCCGGGAGGGUGCGACCUUACCGUACCUGUCGUGUAUAUCGACGGUGUUAAUCGAGUCUCUCCGGCCGCUAGAUAUCUCUCCGUUUCCCGUAAAAUUAGAAAUUUAGAUCAGAUAAGGGCGAGAGAAGGGAGUAGGAGGACAUUUCCUGGCCGGUUAGCCGCGCCACCUUUCCCUUCGAUGCCACCGGCGACCCAUGGACGGUCCCACAGAUUUCUUUUUCUUUUAAUCUAGAAAAAGAUACUGCUGUGUAUGCCAUCCGUAGACCACCCACGUCUUUCACGUACAGGGUGUAUACGGAACUUUCACAAUUUUUCUCACAUUUCUCUCUUACAUACAUUGUUCGAUAAAUUUGGAAUUUUUCCAGGCAUUAGAAAAAUUUGAUGGGAGAAAUGGCUUUUUUCAAUAUUUAAUAUCGACGAUUGGUUAAAAAAAAAAAUUAAAAUUUUAUAUGGAUAUAAGUUGAUUAUAUUCAGUUACUAUAUUAAAUAUUCUUAACAGAGUUUUGAAAUCGAAACAUUAAAUAUUAACAGUUAAAAUUAUGUGAACGGCAAUGACUAAAAUCUUGUUGAAUUCUAGCUAAAAAGAUCGAGCCUAAAUUCGUCAAAAGAUACAUAUAGCAAUGAGAAAAUACUCGGCACACCCUGUAUAUUCGAUUUCGACUUGAUUCUUUCUUUCUGAAUUUCAUUUAACGCGCGUGUUUUCCAGUUUCGACCCGCACGUUGAGUUACCACUAAUUUAAGAUCGUUGUAAAUAUUUAUAUUCGUGUAGAUAAUCUGUCUGUAGGUGUGAACUGUCUUCUUCAGUCGUGUAGUUUCGCGUCGUUCUCCGGUCCGAUGAAGUCACUUGUGCUCUUAUCGGCGCGCUGAAUGUAUAGAAGCGCAUUUAAACGACUCUAAAUAUUAUCGGACUCAGCGCGGUUAUCUGUUAUUGUAUUUACUUGAUCAUACCAAAUAGAAUGAGAGGAACAAGAGAAUACCUCACGCUAGUCGUAAUGUACAUUUAAAUGUUGUUGUUAUUAAUUGAAAAUAAAAAUUAUUCCAAACGAAA
This is a messenger RNA of Solenopsis invicta (red fire ant), 5260 nucleotides long. It is a transcript of the gene odd, whose product is annotated as protein odd-skipped. The record is from RefSeq and is a predicted model, not a curated record. Gene Ontology annotation, biological process: embryonic hindgut morphogenesis; embryo development; regulation of transcription by RNA polymerase II. The transcript has 2 exons. Gene Ontology annotation, molecular function: RNA polymerase II transcription regulatory region sequence-specific DNA binding; DNA-binding transcription factor activity, RNA polymerase II-specific. Gene Ontology annotation, cellular component: nucleus. The coding region runs from base 390 to 1280 and encodes 296 amino acids. Lineage: Eukaryota; Metazoa; Arthropoda; Insecta; Hymenoptera; Formicidae.